UCCGGACGCCCCGGGAGCAUGGAGCCCUUCCUCAGGAAGCGGUUGUCCUUCUUGUCCUUCUUCUGGGACAAGAUCUGGCCCGCAGGCACGCCGGAUGACAGCGUCUCUGGCUUCCCAGACUCUGACACCAACGCUGAGCUGGAGGCCCCCGCUGCCGAGCCCUGCACACCCCCGGCGGUGCCUGGGCAGCUCUUCAGGGCGCUCUACGACUUCACUGCGCGGUGCACAGACGAGCUGAGCGUCACCCGCGGGGACAGGCUCUAUGCCCUCAAGGAGGAGGGUGACUACAUCUUUGCCCGCAGGCUUUCCGGCCAGCCCAGCAUGGGGCUCGUGCCCAUCGCGUAUGUGGCCAGGGCCACCUCUGACACGCUCUCAGACCAACCCUGGUACUUCAGUGGCAUCAGCCGAACCCAGGCCCAGCAGCUUCUCCUGUCCCCGGCCAACGCCCCAGGGGCCUUCCUCGUUCGGCCCAGUGAGAGCAGCCUGGGGGACUACUCGCUCUCAGUCCGGGCCCAGGCCAAAGUCCGCCACUACCGCAUCUCCAUGGCAGCUGACGGCGGCUUCUACCUGCAGAAGGGCCGUCUCUUCCCCAACCUGGAGGAGCUGCUCACCUACUACAAGGCCAACUGGAAGCUGAUCCGAAACCCACUGCUGCAGCCCUGUGUGCACCAGCAGCCCCCUGAGUGGGAUGAGUGGGAGCGGCCACGCUCCGAGUUCACCCUGCGGAGGAAGCUGGGCGAAGGCUACUUCGGGGAGGUGUGGGAAGGCCUCUGGCUCGGCUCUGUGCCCGUGGCCGUCAAGGUCAUCAAAUCAGACGACAUGAAGCUCAGGGACCUGGCGAAGGAGAUCCAGACACUGAAGAGCCUGCGGCACGAGCGCCUCAUCCGGCUGCACGCCGUGUGCUCUGCCGGGGAGCCCGUGUACAUUGUCACCGAGCUGAUGUGCAAGGGCAGCCUGCAGGCCUUCCUGGGCAGCCCCGAGGGCAGGGCCCUGAGCCCACCUACCCUGCUGGACUUCGCCUGCCAGGUGGCCGAGGGCAUGAGCUACCUGGAGGAGAGGCACAUCGUGCACCGGGACCUGGCCGCCAGGAACGUGCUCGUGGGUGACGACCUGGCCUGCAAGGUAGCCGACUUCGGCCUGGCCCGGCUGCUCAAGGACAACGUCUACUCCCCGAGCAGUGGCUCCAAGAUCCCCGUCAAGUGGACGGCACCCGAGGCAGCCAACUACCGCAUCUACUCCCAGAAGUCGGAUGUCUGGUCCUUCGGAGUGCUGCUGUACGAAGUGUUCACCUAUGGCCAGUGUCCCUACGAAGGAAUGAGCAACCAUGAGACAUUGCAGCAGAUUGCGAAGGGAUACCGGCUGCCACGCCCGGCCGCCUGCCCAGCCGAGGUCUACGUGCUCAUGUUGGCUUGCUGGAAGGGCAGCCCCGAGGAGCGGCCGGCCUUCACCGUGCUGCAGGAGAAGCUGGGCACCAUCCACAGGUGUCUCCAUGCCACCCUCACGUGACCUGGGGCACUAGACGCCAGGGCUAGGCCACUCCUCCCCAUGGGGCCUCCCCUCAUAUAAUGUUUGCCGUCAACACGUGCAGGGGUGCUGGACUGUCCGGAACAGCCUUCAGCCUGCAGAGCUCCUGGCCACGGGCCUCACACGCUGACAUGCAUGUGUGUGCACUCGAGGCAGAAACAUGCAGACACCCAUGUGGAGAGAGAGAGGCUGAUGUCUUUUGCCUGGAAUGGCAGUGUCCCUAGUGGGUGGGGGUCAGCAGAGAAGGCUGGGUGGGGCCUGUGUUUGCUCCGGCCUCAGAAAGACUGGACAGAGAAGACCUGGGCCUGGGCCGAGUUCCCUCCUGCCUGGGACUGCCGGCUGCCCUGGACCCCCUGAACUCCCUCCCAAGGUCAAGAGUGAGAGGCGUGCCUCCCCAGUUUUCUCCAAAGUCCCACCGGGGCUAUGUUGGUGCUGGGGCUGCCAGGCCCUGGCCCCACACGUACGUGCUGGGGGCAGCCACAGCCUCCC
This is a messenger RNA of Rhinolophus ferrumequinum (greater horseshoe bat), 2013 nucleotides long. It is a transcript of the gene SRMS, whose product is annotated as src-related kinase lacking C-terminal regulatory tyrosine and N-terminal myristylation sites. Gene Ontology annotation, biological process: protein phosphorylation; cell surface receptor protein tyrosine kinase signaling pathway; cell differentiation. The transcript has 8 exons. Gene Ontology annotation, molecular function: ATP binding; non-membrane spanning protein tyrosine kinase activity; signaling receptor binding. The record is from RefSeq and is a predicted model, not a curated record. Lineage: Eukaryota; Metazoa; Chordata; Mammalia; Chiroptera; Rhinolophidae. Bases 19 to 1506 code for a protein of 495 amino acids. Gene Ontology annotation, cellular component: extrinsic component of cytoplasmic side of plasma membrane.